AUGUUAAGAGUUGAAACGAAAACAUGGACUCGUGAUAGUCAUGAUCUAUUUGAUUAUGAAGCCCAGCAAGUAAAUAAAAAAAGUUUUUUAAUAUCUACGGCAAUAAAACUUUUUCGCUCAAAAGCUCAAGUAUCAUGUGUAGCUGACAGUCCAGAAUGUUUGCCUAAUACAACUCAGGAUUAUCUUUUAUCUGUUAGACCUCAAGAAGAUAAAUACGUUAUAACACCAGCUGAACAUUCAUUAAGCAACCAAUACAAUAUAAAAAAAUUGUGGAUAAUUGUGAAAGAUCUUCCUGAAAAAUAUUAUGCUUUACAUGAAAAUGAUAUUAUAAAAUUAGGACGAUUUCGAUUAAAGGUUAGACAAUUUAUUGAAUCAGUAGACACACUAAAUACUUUGAAAUUAGAUGACUGCCCUUCUAAAAAAUGUGAAAUGAUUUUAGAUUCUUCAAAUAUUCAAUGUCGUAUUUGUUUAAUUGAAGGGAAUCAAGAAAAUGAUCCCUUAAUUUGUCCAUGUGAUUGUAAAGGUUCUAUUAAGUAUGCACAUUUGAUGUGUUUGAGAAAAUGGAUUAAUGGUAGAUUAAACUUAAAUGAUCAACUCUUUUCUGGUUCUGUUUUUAUUAAGGAUAUUUGUUGUGAAUUAUGUAAAUCUAAAUAUCCAAAAAGUAUUAAACAAAAUGAGGAGUUAGUACAAUUAGUAAAGAUACCUAAUUUGAAAACACCAUUAAUUGUUUUAGAUAAUAUUAUUGGACAGACUAGUAAAGGAGUACAUUUAAUAAGUUUUGCCGAUAAGAAAUAUUUAAAAUUAGGAAGAGGACAUGAAUCAGAUGUUCGUAUUCCAGAUGUUUCUAUUUCUAGAUAUCAUGCAACUAUAAAAUAUGAAAAAGGUUUAUUUAAAUUAGAAGAUCAUAAUUCCAAAUUUGGUACCUUAGUAGCACUAAGAAAAGCAAGAGAAAUAUAUCCUAAAGAUACUAUGUCUUUACAGGUAGGUAGAAGUGUAGUUCAGUUUAAAAUGGAUGAAGAAAUUCCAUUUAAAAGUGGAAUUAUUGAUAUUAUUGAAAAUAAAGAAGUUCUUGAUUCUUCUGAAGCACCUACAAAUGAUAAAAGUACAGUAAAUUCUGCACCACCAGUUAAUACAACAAGUAACACUGAUGAAACUAAUAAUAGAAAUAAUUUUGAAAGAAAUCAAUUUAUGGAUAUAACAAAUGCAUCCAAUUCAUUACAAAGCUCUUAUUCUCCAUAUAGAGUUGACAAUUUAAUGUCUUUAUUAAAUUAUCAAAAUGAAUAUCGAAUUUUUGGUAUUAGAAAUUGUUAUAAUUUGAUGGAAAAUCGAAAUAAUCAGCAACUUAUCCCACAAAUGAAUUUUGUACCAGGUUCUAAUAUAGAUAUGAACAAUGAUGAAAUAAAUAAUGAUCAACAUUUAUUACAUCAUCGUGAUUCUCAUAUACAGGCAAAUGCCGAUGAAGUAGCUCAUAAUGAUUGUGAAGAAACUCAACAACCUCGUGAUAUUUCUAACCAGAGUAAUGACGAUAAUGAUGAUGAUGAUGAAGAAGAAGAAAAUCAUGUGAAUGAUCAAAAUGAUGAUGACGAGGAUAAUAAUGAUAAUGACCACAACGAUAAUAACAAUAGUGGUGGUGGUAGUAGCAGUGGAUCCUCUGAUAAUAAUAGUAAUAGUAAUAGAGGAGGUAACAAUAAUAGCCAAUAUUAUGGCAAUAAUAGUAAUAAUAAUAAUAAUAAUAGUAAUAGUAAUAAUAGUAAUAAUAAUAGUAAUAAUAAUAAUAAUAAUAAUAAUUAUAAUAAUAAUUAUAAUAAUAAUUGUAAUGGUCGUACAGAUUAUUCUGAUAUAUCAAGCACACCUAAGAAAAAUACUAUUAAGGAUUAUAAUAAAUUUAAUAAAAUUCAUGUCGGUAAUUUACCCAUCGACAUUUCUAAUAUAUACGAAUCAAAUAAUGGUCCAAAAGAUAUUGUCUCCAAUAGUGAUUUUAUUAAAAAUAGUUCUACACCCUAUUCUAUUAGAAAAAAUAAAUUAUCAUAUAAUAAUGAUUUAUUAAAACAAAAAAAUAAGUGCCACGAUAUGGAUGAGACUGUUGAAAAAAUUUUAUCAAGAAAUGAAAAUAAAUAUGAGAAAGAAUCACUUUCGAACAAUAAUAAAAAUGAAAUAUACACAAAUUACAAUAUGGAUGAAAAUAAUUCAUCUUUUUUCUUUUCGAAUAUGAAAACUCCAUCUGUAAUAGAUUUUUUUAAAUACGAUAAUUCUUCCUCUGUUUCUUAUAACCAGAGUAAAACUAGAAUGGAUGAGCGCUACAAGAAUGGUAAGCUUGUUGAAGAAUAUAAUAACAAUGAUAAAAAAUUAAAAAAAAACUCUUCUUCUUCUUCUAAUAUAUAUCACAAGAAUAAUUAUCACACUAUUAAUAGGAAUAACCAUAUGGACAAUAUUAUAAAAAAAGAUCAACAUUUGAAUAAUAGCAAAUUUGUACAGGAUAAUGAUGAAUAUAAUAUCAAUGAUAAAAUAACAACAAGAUCAUCAUUAAAUUGUAAUAAAAUAAAUAUAUCAAAAGAUAUAUCUUCAUUUAAUAAUUUUUCUUUAGGAACCUCAAAUGUUAGUAAUAUAAAUUUAUAUAAUACUUAUGAAUUAUAUAAUAGUGAUAUAGUACAUUAUAUGUACCCUAAUGAAGAUACAAAAAAUGAUAAUAAUUGUAGUACACCAAGAAAAUAUAUGAGAUAUGAAAAUAAUCGCAUAGAUGAUAUGAAUAAUAAAUUUAAUGAAAUUAAUACACACAAUGUUGAUAAAAAGAUAUUUAAAGAUACUCCAACUAGAAAAUAUUCUUAUACUAAUAUAAAUAAGAUGAAUCAAAAUAAUUAUAUGAAAAAUGAAUAUAAUAAUAAUAAUUUGUCUGGAUCCAUCAACUGUAUAGAGACAAAUUUCACUUAUAAUAAUAUACGUGAAAAAUUUUCAUAUAAUAACAAAAUGAUUAAGGGAAAUACCUUAAAAAAAAAUUACAUGUCCAAUUCAUGUGAUGAAAUAAAUACAUGCAAUAAAAAGAUGAAAAAAAAUUUGACAGAAGAAAUUAAAGAAAACAAGGAUAAUAUUUUAAAUGUAGAAGAACGUUUAGAGAAAAGCAUAAAUAAUAAUAAUAAUAUUGAAAUUGAUUUAAAUGAAAAAACAUCAAGUAAUUCGUAUCAAAAUUUUAAAAGUGCUGUUUUUAAAAAAAGAAUGAUUGGAAGUCCUUAUACAAAUAUUAAUACAUAUAAAAAUGAUAUACCCAAUGAAUCAUUUAAUUUGAAUAUGAAAGAAAAAUCAUAUAAUGAAUUGGAAACUUACCAUAGUUUACCAAAUGUAAACAUAAAUAGUAAUAAUGUAUUAAAUAAGUUUAAUGAUAAUAAAAAGUAUUCUCAUAAUAAUAUUAAUAAUAAUAGAACAUACAAAUUAUAUAAUAAACAUCAAACAGGUAUAAGUACAGACAAAUCUAAUAAAAUAAAUCAGUUAAAUGGAAAGAAGGUUUAUGUAUGUACUUCAAAACGUACAUCUAAUCAAUCGUGUGAUGUUUAUAGAAAGAAUGAAGAUAGUAACCACGAUGAUGAACAUAUAACUUCAUCUGAAUGUAGAAGAAAAUCUAAUGCUCAACAUGUUAUUCCACUAAAUGAAGAAAUAAAAAAUAAUGAUAAAAUAUUUAGUGAUUAUAAUGUAAAAAAUGAUAUGAACGAAAAAUAUAAAAAUGUUAAAAAUAACAAACAUCGCUUAUCCACUUAUGAUAAUUUAUCUCAUAAAAGACGUAUGAAUAAUAUUAAAAUAGAUAAUUGUGAUCAUUAUUCCAAGAAUAAAUGUAAUAAUGGAUCUUUAAAAAAUAAAAAUAUAGAGAAACAUUCUAGUUAUAAUUUUGAAAAUGACUCAAAAGAUCUUACACCUAACCAGGUUGAUAGUAGUUCUUCUCAUUUAGAUAAUUUUGUAAAUGAACAAAAAAAACAAAUGAAGGAUAUACAAAGAACUAUAUCAAUGGUAACUAUACAAGAUGAAGAUAAUAAUAUCUUAAAUAAUUUGCAAGAAGAAAAUAAUAACAAUUUAAACAUAAAUAAUGGCUCCAAAUUAAAGAACAAAAGUACUUGUGAAGAUGAUAAAGGCACUCAAUUAAAAUAUAAAAAUAUAACAUCUACAAAUUAUGAUCAUAAAUAUAACAAUUUAUUUGCUAUGAAAGAUAAUAAUACAAGUAAUCAUAACAUUUAUAUGAACCAACAAAAAAAGAGAUGUACAGCUAAAUAUUAA
Molecule: messenger RNA, 4257 nt
Organism: Plasmodium adleri (nom. inval.)
Lineage: Eukaryota; Apicomplexa; Aconoidasida; Haemosporida; Plasmodiidae
Product: conserved protein, unknown function
Exons: 3
Coding region: 1-4257 (1418 amino acids)
Molecular function (GO): zinc ion binding; protein binding
Source: RefSeq, a predicted model, not a curated record